Messenger RNA from Staurois parvus, 322 nucleotides. NCBI's taxonomy places the organism in Eukaryota, Metazoa, Chordata, Amphibia, Anura, Ranidae. The record is from the annotation of a GenBank genome assembly.
AUGGGUCGCUCUCAGGAGCUCAUUCAAUUUAAGUGUGGUAUCGUGAUAGGUUACCACCUGUGCAAUAAGCCCAUCUGUGAAAUUUCCUUGCUACUAAAUAUUCCACAGUCAACUGUUAGUGGUAUUAUAACAAAGUGGAAGCAAAUUGGAACAACAGCAACUAAGCCACAAAGUGAUCAGUGCGCAGAAGUCGCCAACUGUCUGCAGAGUCAAUAGCUAAAGACUUCCAAACUUGUUCCAGAAAACUCUUAAGGCAUCAGCAUACCAAAACAUUUUGGACAAUUUCAUGCUCCCAACUUUGUGGGAACAGUUUGGGGAUGGC